AGUAAUCAGUGGUUCUAUGAUCGGUGGAACUUUAUAAAUUGAGGUUAAACAAUAAGGUUAAACGAAAAUUAAUUUAGAAAUAUAGUGUUUUGUGUAUUUUGUAUGAAUGAAUAUCGAAAAUGGGAAGUUCUUCACAGUUGAAAGAAGUGUUCGAGGUGGAAUCGAAGCAUACGGCUUUUUAUACUGGAGGAAAUGUAGAAUGGCACGAGGAUGUAUUCUAUUGUCAAUCAGCAAGCUCAAUUAAUUUGUUCAAUAUACUUGAAGGAACGGUUUCGAAAACAGUUGGUGAAGAAUAUUCUGAAGAUGCCGAUUUUAUUCAAAGUUUCACUAGUGAUGGAAAAAUAAUAGUAUCUGCACAUAAAAGUGGACUCCUGAAAUUAUGGAAUGAAUCAGGUGAGGUGGAAAAGACCUGGAAAUCAAUUCAUAAAGGACCUAUUGCAAGAUUACAGCUAAACGGCAAUAGAUUAGCAAGUGGGGGCUCAGAUAGUGGAGUUAGAAUUUGGAACAUUGAGUACAAUAGUUGUGUGUUGAGUUUAAAAGGAUGUCAAGGAGUUGUCAGCGUUUUACAAUUUGUUCCAAAUGAGGAAGAAAUUUUGGCUACUGGAGAUGAUGGAAAGAUUCUUCAUUUUGAUUUGGUAGAAGGAAAAUUAAUGAAAAAAUAUGAAAAACAUUACAGCAAAGUCACUUCAAUUGUAUUUACUCAUGAUAAUACCCACUUCAUUUCUUGUGGAAGAGAUAAAGUGAUGAUAUUAUGGAAAUUCAAAGAUGAUAUACCAUUGAAAUCUAUACCAUUUUAUGAAGCAGUGGAUUCUAUUGUGAGUUUACCUGCAAAAUUCAAAGUUCCUGGUUUUAAAAGUAAUCCUGAAUAUUAUUAUAUUGCUUCAGCAGGUGAAAAAGGUGUUAUUAGAAUUUGGGACGUUUUAAAUGUAAAAGAAAUCUAUGUUCAAGAAAAUUCAUUGGUCAGUCCUGUAGAAGGAGGUGCUCUAGCUGUAUCAAAUUUACUAUUCAAUAGUAAUACAAAAACAAUUGCUGUAGUAACUGUUGAACAUAACAUAAUUUUACAUCAUCUAAAAUCCUUUGCUUGUACAAAACAGUUUGUAGGAUUCACUGAUGAAAUAUUUGAUAUUGCAUUCAUGGGACAAAAUGAUAGUCAUCUAGCAAUAGCUACUAAUUCAUGUGAUAUCAAACUUUAUGAUAAUACUUCAAUGAACUGCCAAUUAGUGAAAGGACAUACAGAUAUUGUGUUAUCAUUAUCAGUGCCUAAAACAAAUCCUAACUUAUUAUUAUCCUCAAGCAAAGAUAAAACAAUUCGAUUAUGGUUAUACUCUAUUGGUGUUCAUUGCAUAGGAGUAGGAAAACGUCAUACCGCAACAGUUGGCAGUUGCUGUUUCAGUCAAACAUCUGCAAAAUGGGCAGUAAGUGUGAGUAGUGAUUUUUGUUUGAAAUUAUGGGAUAUUCCCUCUGUUGUGAAUGAUAAAUUGGUUUCAUUGAACUGUCCAAAAACUGGAAUAGCUCAUCAAAAUGAAAUAAACUGUGUGGCAAUUGCUCCAAAUGAUAAAAUCAUUGGUACAGCUAGUCAAGAUAAGACUGCUAAGUUAUGGGAUGAAAAUUUGAACCUAAUAGGUGUGUUACGUGGUCACAGAAGGGGAGUAUUAUGUCUACGGUUUGCACCCAUUGAUAAAAUUGUAUUAACAUCUUCAACUGAUGGUUCAAUUAGAUUAUGGAAUCUAGAAACAAUGUCAUGUUGUAGUCAUAUACCUGUUCAUGAUUCAAGUGUUUUUAAAGUUGAUUUUAUAUCAAAUGGAAAUCAAAUUUUAUCUUGUGGAGGAGAUGGUUGUAUAAAAGUUGUUAAUGUUAAAGAUCAAGAAAUUCGUUUGUGUUUAGCAGAACAUAAUGCAAAAAUAUGGGCUAUAGCUGUAAAUAAAGAAGAAUCUAUGAUUGUGACAGGAGAUGCAGAUUCAACUCUUAUUAAAUGGAAGGACAUGACCAUACAAAAAAGGAUGGAGAAAUUCCAAGAAGCGGAGAUGCAAGUGGCAGAACAACAGAAACUUGAUAAUUAUCUACAGUCUCGUAAAUGGAAGAAAGCAAUUAAAUUGGCUAUAAGAUUGAACAAACCCUUCAAAGCACUACAAAUUAUAAAAGAGAUAGUAAAAACAGAUAAAAACGAUUUGAAAAUGGUUGUAGAAAGUUUAACAACAGACCAUAAGAGCUCUUUAUUCAAUUAUGCUUUGAAUUGGACUAAAAAUAAAAGGCACUCUGGAUCAGCUCAAAUAAUCUUUGAGAUAUUUAAAGAUGAAAUUCUUGAAGGAAAAUUCAAGCCGCAAAAUUUUUCUUCAAAGUUAGAAGAGUUAGAAGCAUUUACACGACCUUUUAUUCAAAUGUCAAAAAAUAAAAUGAAAAUGUGUAAUUUUUUCCAAAACUCCCUGCAGUGUAUGAAAUCUAUGGAAAUAAAAGAAUGAUAGUUUUUA
Molecule: messenger RNA, 2468 nt
Organism: Harmonia axyridis
Lineage: Eukaryota; Metazoa; Arthropoda; Insecta; Coleoptera; Coccinellidae
Product: transducin beta-like protein 3
Exons: 2
Coding region: 120-2459 (779 amino acids)
Biological process (GO): endonucleolytic cleavage in 5'-ETS of tricistronic rRNA transcript (SSU-rRNA, 5.8S rRNA, LSU-rRNA); endonucleolytic cleavage to generate mature 5'-end of SSU-rRNA from (SSU-rRNA, 5.8S rRNA, LSU-rRNA)
Cellular component (GO): 90S preribosome; small-subunit processome; nucleolus
Molecular function (GO): U3 snoRNA binding; protein binding
Source: RefSeq, a predicted model, not a curated record